AUGCAAUUAAUUAUUUUAUCACAAAGCCAUUGAAAAAUGGUAGUCAAUAAAAAUCCAAUGGGGUAGCAUUAAUUUUUACCUAACCAAUCGUGAGUAACAAAAAUAAAAUUUAGCUUUUAAAAUGCAGGUUCUUUAAAUUUAACAGAAUGAGCAAGAGAUUUAAGAUACUAAUUAUCACUUAUAUAUCAAAAUAUUUUUUCACAAAAAAUGAUUUUUUUCCAAAAAAAAUAGGGGUUAUUGCAAUGUUUUUGUUCCACUCACGAAGUUAAAGAGGAAAAAAUUAUCUUCAUUUUUUAUAGAUAAAAAUUAUUAUAAUCCUCCAACUUGAAAAAAUGGGAAGCCAGUGCUGCAAUGGGAGAAAUAAAGCUCCAGCUAAGAAAAAUAUUUAUGAAACAACAGAGAAAGUUUUCUUAGAGACCAAUAGGACAUUAAGCACCAAAAAUACACUGACCUUCAGGUAAGAAAUAGAAAGGAAUCAAGAUUUUGAAAGCUCUCAAGAUGCAACUGAAAAUGAAUACAAGAAAACAGUGGUAGAAUUGAAUGGAGGCAAUGAAAUGAAAAGAACUGGGAACUGUCCUUAUUGUAACGCUGAACAGGUAAUAGCCAGCAAAUUUAAACACUUAGAAUGCACUAAUUGUAUGCAGAUUUACAUGCAAGAUGGAUGCACUCGAACGCUCUAUAAGUAAAACCUAUACAGGCUGCCUCCUGGAAGCUCUUUAUUUAGAUCAAAUUCUCCAAAACGAUCUUAA
Molecule: messenger RNA, 749 nt
Organism: Blepharisma stoltei
Lineage: Eukaryota; Ciliophora; Heterotrichea; Heterotrichida; Blepharismidae
Source: the annotation of a GenBank genome assembly